UUUAAGGUGCUAAUGACCACAGGUGGGCAGAUGGUACAUUAAUGGUGUUGCUGGCUUCAGCUGCUUUUCCCCCAGUGGGAUUCCUGCUCAAGCCUGGCCUCAAACUACCUCUGCUAAUCCCACCAGAGCAAAGGAAGAGGAUCUGCUGUGCACACACACCUGCCUACCUGUCAGCUGGCAGUGGAGUGAAACACCUGAGCGGACCAACAGCAGAUCUCGCACCAUGGACUUCCUUUUGCAGUUCGCGUUCACCCCUCUCCCGACCCCGGCCAUCAUCUCCCUGUUUGCCGUGGCGGCUGCCACCCUGUUUUACCUCAACACGCGGCCAAACCCUGUGCGGACUCCCGUGGACCUCAACUGUCAGACUACAGGCGUCAAGGAUGGAGCCAGGAAAGCUGCUUUCAUGGAGGAUAACAACAACCUGGUAUCGUCGUGCUCUAAAGAUGCGACCACGCUCUACGAGGUUUUUCAGAAGGGUCUGAAAGUUUCAGGUAACGGACCAUGCUUGGGCUACAGAAAACCAGGCAGGCCGUACCAGUGGCUGAAGUACAAACAGGUGUCUGACAGAGCAGAGUACUUGGGUUCAGGGCUUCUUCAUAAAGGUUUGAACCCCAACGCGGACACCUUCAUCGGCAUCUUUGCUCAGAACAGACCCGAGUGGAUUAUUAGCGAACUGGCCUGUUACACCUACUCCAUGGUAGCGGUUCCCCUGUACGACACCCUGGGUCCUGAAGCUCUUGUUUUCAUCAUCGACCAAGCCGAGAUCUCCACGGUGCUUUGUGACAAUCAAAACAAAGCAGAAACGCUGCUGCAGACACGGGAGAAAGGCCAGACCCCGGUCCUCAAAACUGUCGUCAUCAUGGACCCUUUCAACUCCGAGUUGGUCGAGCGAGGAACAAAGUGUGGGGUGGAAAUCGUCUCUCUGGAGGACGUGGAGGCUCUGGGGAAAAGUAAGCUUCAAAAGCCAGUUCCACCAAAGCCUGAGGACCUCAGUAUCGUUUGUUUCACCAGUGGCACCACAGGAAACCCCAAAGGAGCCAUGCUGACCCAUGAGAACGUGGUCUCAGACGCUGCAGGUGUCGUCAAAGGCUUUGAGUCGGCAGUUGUUCCAAAUACCCAGGAUGUCAGCAUUUCAUUCCUGCCUUUAGCGCACAUGUUCGAAAGAGUCGUACAGACGGUGUUGUACGGUGCUGGAGCGAGGGUGGGAUUCUUCCAGGGUGACAUCAGACUGCUGCCAGAUGACAUGAAAACUCUGCAGCCCACCAUUUUCCCAGUCGUGCCUCGACUCCUCAACCGCGUCUACGACAAAGUUCAGAGCGGAGCCAAAUCGCCUUUCAAGAAAUGGCUGCUGAACUUCGCCGUGGACAGGAAAUACGCCGAGGUGAAGGAAGGCAUCAUCAGGAACAACAGCAUUUGGGACAAACUCAUCUUCUAUAAAGUGCAGGAAUCUCUCGGGGGACGAGUCCGGGUCAUGGUGACCGGAGCAGCCCCCAUUUCUCCCUCUGUUCUCAACUUCCUCAGAGCUUCUCUGGGCUGCCAGAUCUUUGAAGCGUACGGUCAGACUGAGUGCACAGCCGGCUGCACUAUCACCAUGCCGGGAGACGCCACCUCAGGACAUGUUGGCGUGCCACUGCCUUGUAAUUUUGUGAAGCUGGUGGAUGUUGAAGAAAUGAACUACUUUGCUUCGAAUGGCGAAGGAGAGGUCUGCAUCAAGGGUAAAAAUGUGUUCAAGGGAUACUUGAAAGAUCCAGCGAAGACUGCAGAGGCCCUGGAUGAAGACGGCUGGCUCCACACUGGAGACAUCGGAAAAUGGCUGCCGAGCGGCGUUCUGAAGAUCAUCGACCGCAAGAAGAACAUCUUCAAGCUGGCUCAAGGCGAGUACAUCGCACCGGAGAAGAUUGAAAACGUGUACGUACGCAGCGGACCUGUGGCACAAGUGUUUGUGCAUGGAGACAGCCUGCAGGCCUGCCUGGUUGCCAUUGUGGUUCCUGACCCUGAAGUCCUGCCGGGUUUUGCCAAAAAUCUGGGAUGUCACGGCUCCAUCGAAGAACUCUGCAAAAACACAGAAAUUAAUAAGGCAGUUCUUUCAGACAUGACUAAACUGGGCAAAGAAGCAGGACUGAAGUCCUUCGAGCAGGUGAAGGCCGUUUACCUCCACCCAGAGCUGUUCACCAUCGAGAACGGCCUCCUAACUCCGACUCUGAAAGCCAAGAGGGCCGAGCUGAAAAACCUCUUCCAGCCACAGAUCGAUAAACUGUACGCUAGCAUCUAAUAAAUGGGAUGAAACUCCG
Larimichthys crocea (large yellow croaker) is the source of this 2291-nucleotide messenger RNA. RefSeq names its product acyl-CoA synthetase long chain family member 5 (gene acsl5). Gene Ontology annotation, biological process: long-chain fatty-acyl-CoA biosynthetic process; fatty acid metabolic process; positive regulation of long-chain fatty acid import across plasma membrane. Gene Ontology annotation, molecular function: arachidonate-CoA ligase activity. Lineage: Eukaryota; Metazoa; Chordata; Actinopteri; Sciaenidae. The transcript is spliced from 22 exons. The record is from RefSeq and is a predicted model, not a curated record. Bases 224 to 2272 code for a protein of 682 amino acids. Gene Ontology annotation, cellular component: mitochondrion; endoplasmic reticulum; membrane.